Rhopilema esculentum is the source of this 2705-nucleotide messenger RNA. Its product is annotated as DNA replication licensing factor MCM3. Gene Ontology annotation, biological process: DNA replication; mitotic DNA replication initiation; DNA strand elongation involved in DNA replication. Gene Ontology annotation, molecular function: ATP binding; ATP hydrolysis activity; single-stranded DNA helicase activity. Lineage: Eukaryota; Metazoa; Cnidaria; Scyphozoa; Rhizostomeae; Rhizostomatidae. Gene Ontology annotation, cellular component: MCM complex; nucleus. The record is from RefSeq and is a predicted model, not a curated record.
AUUGUGUGUACAUGCGAUUCGAGGAAAGUCAUUCAGGACCUCACUACCGAAGGGCUGUUUCAUUAAUUUGUUUGUAAAUUUAUCGCAAUUAUGGUGGACAUUAACGACCAGUUCUUCAGAGAUAUUAGAACACAGUAUUUGGAUUUCCUUGAUGAUGAUGCUGAUCAAGGAAUCUACCAUGCAAAAGUCAGAGACAUGAUUGAGAGGAAUGACUUUCGUCUGAUUGUAAACAUGAAUGACCUUAGAACAAAAAAAGAAGCUAGAGCCCUAAGACUCCUCAGCGAAUCAUUUGAAGAACUUCUAGCCUUUCAGGAUGCGUUGAAGCAGUCUGUGAGUUCCAUUGAUACCGACUAUUCAAAAAAGCAUGAUGAGUUUUUUGUUGGUCUUGAAGGAAGCUUUGGUUCUAAACAUGUAACACCAAGAAGUUUAUCAGCAAGGUUCCUUGGGAACAUGGUUUGCUGUGAAGGGAUAGUGACCAAGAGUUCAUUGAUUCGACCAAAAAUUGUAAGAAGUGUUCACUACUGUCCAAACACAAACAAAACAAUGGAAAGGAGGUAUCAAGAUAUGACUUCUCUAAAUGCAUUUCCAAGUGUAUCAUCUUAUCCAACAAAGGACGAUGAUGGAAACCCACUAGAAACUGAGUAUGGUCUCUCUGUUUACAAGGAUCAUCAGUCAUUCACAAUACAGGAAAUGCCUGAAAAGGCUCCAGCAGGACAGCUCCCAAGAUCAGUAGACAUCAUUUCUGACAACGAUCUGUGUGAUUUGUGCAAGCCUGGAGAUCGUGUUCAAGUUAUUGGUACAUAUAGAUGCUUGCCAUCAAAAAAGGGUGGGUUUACCUCUGGAACUUUCAGGACUGUGCUGAUUGCGAAUAACAUUAAAACGAUGAGUAAAGAAGUUUCCCCAACCUUCUCCUCCAGUGACUUAGCUAAGAUCAAGAAAUUUAGCAGAAGCAAAUCAAUUGAUGUAUUUGAAGUAUUAGCAAGGUCACUGGCACCAUCAAUUCAUGGCCAUGAUUACAUCAAAAGAGCCAUUUUGUGUUUACUUCUUGGUGGAUCAGAAAAGAUCCUUGAGAAUGGAACGCGAUUGAGAGGGGAUAUAAACAUCCUCAUGGUUGGCGAUCCAUCAACCGCCAAGUCACAAUUGCUGAGGUAUGUUCUACAUACAGCUCCACGUGCUAUUCCUACAACUGGUCGGGGGUCCUCAGGUGUUGGUUUGACGGCUGCUGUCACCACAGAACAAGAGACAGGUGAAAGAAGACUGGAAGCAGGUGCAAUGGUGUUAGCUGAUCGUGGCGUCGUCUGCAUUGAUGAAUUUGACAAGAUGAGUGAUCUUGAUCGAACCGCCAUCCACGAGGUUAUGGAACAGGGUCGAGUAACAAUAGCAAAAGCUGGGAUACAUGCAAAGUUGAACGCAAGAUGCAGUGUUCUGGCAGCUGCAAAUCCAGUUUAUGGCAGAUAUGAUCAGUAUAAAACGCCAAUGGACAACAUUGGGAUGCAAGAUUCACUACUUUCCCGUUUCGAUCUUCUAUUUAUUGUUCUUGAUCAGAUGGACCCGGAAUCCGACAAGAAGAUCUCUGAUCACGUGCUUAGAAUCCACCGAUAUAGAACCCCAGGGGAGCAAGAUGGAGAUCCACUGCCAUUUGGAGGAAAUGCUGACAUUCUGACGACGGGAGAUCUUCGAGGGGAAGACGAAGAUGAGGACACUCAAGUGUAUGCUAAAAAGGACGCACAGUUAUAUGGCAAGCAAAAGGACAAGAAGGACAAAUUUGUCUCCAUUCACUUUAUGAAGAAGUACAUUCACUUGGCAAAGGCCAUCAGGCCGGCACUGACCCAGGAAGCAGCGGACCUGAUUUCACAAUCCUAUUCUGAUCUACGAGAUCAAGAUACGUCUGGGAGUGACCAACAGAAGACCAUGCCAGUCACAGCCCGUUCCCUAGAGACAAUGAUACGUCUUGCGACUGCCCAUGCAAAGGCACGAAUGAGCAAAAAAAUAACAGAGACGGAUGCAGAAGCGGCAAUUGAAAUGGUGCAAUUCGCCUACUUCCACAAGGUCGAGAAAAAAGAAAAAAGAAGGCGGAAAAAGGAUGUUGAAGACGAAGAAGAAGAUGAAGCAAUCGAAGAAGACACAGAAGAAGGAGAAUCUCAAAGCCAAAGGAAGUCUCCCAAGAGGCCAAAAAGAUCAAAGAAAGCUGCUCUGAAAGAAGGCGAUGAAGGAUACGAUCCAUUUGAUUUUGACGAAGAAGAGGAAGACAGCGCACCAGUUACUGCAAAACGAACACGAUCUACAAGCAAAGUGGAUGAUUCAAUGGACACAGAAGACAGCGAACGGGUCACAGGAUCGGAAUCUUCACAAAAAGUUACUGGUGAAAGGCUGUCGCUAUUUAAAGCCUCGUUACAAAGUGUCUUUGCGGCUCACCACGCUCAGUCUCUUGACAUGGAUACGGUCAUAGCGGCCUUGCACAAAGACUAUCCCGAUGCCAAAUUCAGUACUGGAGAAAUCCAAGCAGCUUUGGAUCGGAUGCAGGACGAAAACCAAGUGAUGGUAUCGGAUCGACAGAUCUUCUUGAUUUGAUUCAAACAAGAACUUGCUAGAAGACGAUGAAUUAGGUCUUCUCUUUUUUUAAUAUAAACAGCAAAUAUGCAGAAUUAGUACUAAGUUCUUUAUCUUAUAAAGGAAUUCUUUGAAAAUGAAGGGAGUUUUGGUAA